Messenger RNA from Prunus persica (peach), 773 nucleotides. Its product is annotated as 18.1 kDa class I heat shock protein. The record is from RefSeq and is a predicted model, not a curated record. The coding region runs from base 110 to 592 and encodes 160 amino acids. NCBI's taxonomy places the organism in Eukaryota, Viridiplantae, Streptophyta, Magnoliopsida, Rosales, Rosaceae. Gene Ontology annotation, biological process: protein complex oligomerization; response to salt stress; response to heat. The transcript is spliced from 2 exons.
UACGAUCAUGUCAAAACACUCACUAAACCAUCACUUGCAAUAACAACACAACUAAAACAAAACCCAGAAUUAAAAUCCCUCUUCCAACACACACAUACCAGAAUUAAGAAUGUCUCUCUUGCAGUCUCUCUUGGACCAACCCAACUUCUUGUCUCCUCUCAGAGUUUUUAACUCAGACAUAGGCUACAACAACACCUACAUGGACUGGAAGGAGACUUCACAUGCCCACAUCUUUAAAAUUGAUCUUCCAGGCCUUACAAAAGAGGAUGUGAAGCUUGAGGUGCAUGAAAAUAGAGUGCUUCAUGUCAGUGCAGAGAGAAAGGCAGAGCCUGAAGCAGAGGACCCCAAGAAUGAAACGUGGCACUGCAGGGAAAGGACGAGUGGCAGCUUCUCUAGAAACUUUCGGCUGCCUGAAAAUGCCAAGGUUGAUGAGAUUAAGGCUUCCAUGCGUGAUGGGGUUUUAGUAAUUACAGUGCCUAGGGAGGAUGACUUGAAGAAAAAACACAAGCAUCACAAGAAGGUUGAGAUCUCUGGAGAUGAAGAAAAACAUGGCUCCAAAGGGCUCGGACGCUUUGUGUGCUGCAAAGCUUAGAGAAUAUAAUUUUGCUUUGUGAUUGAUUUUUGGUGUGAAUUUGUGCUGUUUGUAUUGUAUGUAUGAAUGAUACUUUUAAAAGUCUAUUAGUUUUUUAAGUUCAAGUUCAAAGUAAUGUAAAUGGAGUGUAAUUUGCAACAUUGUGAUUUUAAGUCCAAUUCUCAUUUCAGUCUCUUGACUA